CUAGGUCUGCAGACAAGAGGAAGAGAAGAUGAAGGAAGACUGUCUGCCGAGUUCUCACGUGCCCAUCAGUGACAGCAAGUCCAUUCAGAAGUAAGCCUUGGUGUGCAGGUUGGGUGGGGGAGUCUUCACAUUUGCCAUUCCCCUCAUCCUGGGCAGCCUUUAGGUGGAGGGGUUCUGAGCACUUGUUCAGAUAUCUGAUGGGGUGCCCUGGGAGACAGUGAUGGGGUGCUUCUUUUUGAGUCUGUCCAAUAGGGGAUCCCCAAGCCACACAUGUCCAUGGCUGGGAGGCAUGGGCAAUAGAAAAGAGGCUCCAGAUGGCAGGCCCUUUAUACUAAAUAAGUGUGUACGAGGCCUCAUUAUAACUUUUACAUUGAUUGCAUGUUGACAAAUAGUAAUUUAGAUGUAUUGAGUUCAAUAAAAUGUGUUAUUAAUGCUAAUUUCACCUGUUUCAUUUUCCCUUCUGUAUUAGGCCAUUCUUGUGUUGCUAUAAAAAAAUACCUGAAGCUGGGUAAUUUAUAAAGAAAAGAGGUUUAGUUGGCUCACGGUUCUGAAGGCUUUAUAGGAAGUGUGGUGCUGGCAUCUGCUCGGCUUCCAGGGAGGCCUCAGGGAGCCUCCAGCCAUGGUGGAAGGCGAAUGGGGAGCAGGCACUUCACAUGGCGAAAGCAGGAGCAAGAGAGAGGGAAUGGAGGGAGGUGCCACACACUUUUAAAUGACCAGAUCUCGUGUGAACUCAGAGCGAGAGCUCACUCAUCAUCACGGGGAUGGCCCAAGCCACUCAUGAGGGAUCUGCUCCCAUGAUCCAAACACCUCCCACCUGGCCCCGCCUCCAACCCUGGGAAUUACAGUUCCACAUGAGAUUUGGGUGGGGACACAGAUCCAAACCAUAUCACCUCCUAACAUGUACUAGAAGAUUGAAAUUACCAGUGUGGCUCACAUCCCACGUCUGUUGGCCCCACUGCCCCACAGAGCCCAGCUUGGGUUCAGGCAGCUGUCUAGGCCUCCCCUCCCUCCAACAUUAGCCAAGGCUGUGGCUUUCCCUUCGGGAAGGGAGACAGCAUUGAGGGAAAGCGACUUACUGCAGACUUCAGGGCCUUACUCGAAGGACCAUCACCUUCUGCUGCGCCUUCGGAAAGUCAGGGUGGGGAAGAGGCAGGCACCCCUCAGGGUGGCCCACAGCAGCAACAGCAGGCCUUGUAGGAAGUGAUAUGGGGAAAAGCAAUAGGCUGUACAAUGCCACAAGCAAGUCCAGGGCAUUUACUGUGAGGAAGCGACGCAGGUGGAGGACAGGGAGGCUGCCAGGGCCUUACCUGUGAUAGUGAAGAUGUCGGCCCCCUGGACAUCCUGGACCAGAUACAGGCCUGUCCUGUCGGAGCUCUUAGGCCUGCUGAAAACCUACAACUGCUACCAUGAGGGCAAGAGCUUCCAGCUGAGACACCGCGAGGAAGAAGGGACUCUGAUCAUCGAGGGGCUCCUCAACAUUGCCUGGGGGCUGAGGCGGCCCAUCCGACUGCAGAUGCAGGAUGACCGGGAGCAGGUGCACCUCUCCUCCACCUCAUGGAUGCCUAGAUGGCCCAACUGCCCUCCAAAGGAGCCAUCGCCCCAGGACGGGAACAUCACAGCCCAGGAGCCAAGCACUCAGCCAGUGCACAAGGCUGAGCGUUCUACAGACAGCUCGGGGCCCCUGGAGGAGGCAGAGGAGGCCCCCCAGCUGAUGCGGACCAAGAGCGACGCCAGCUGCAUAAGCCAGAGGAGGCCCAAAUGCCGUGCCCCCGGUGAGGCCCAGCGCAUCCGGCGACACCGGUUCUCUAUCAAUGGCCACUUCUACAAUCAUAAGACCUCCGUGUUUACUCCGGCCUAUGGGUCCGUGACCAAUGUGAGGGUCAACAGCACCAUGACAACCCUGCAGGUGCUCACCCUGCUGCUGAACAAAUUUAGGGUGGAAGACGGCCCCAGUGAGUUCGCACUCUACAUCGUUCAUGAGUCUGGGGAGCGGACAAAAUUAAAAGACUGCGAGUACCCACUGAUUUCCAGAAUCCUGCAUGGGCCGUGUGAGAAGAUCGCCAGGAUGUUCCUGAUGGAAGCUGACUUGGGCGUGGAAGUCCCCCAUGACGUCGCUCAGUACAUUAAGUUUGAAAUGCCGGUGCUGGACAGUUUUGUUGAAAAAUUAAAAGAAGAGGAAGAAAGAGAAAUAAUCAAACUGACCAUGAAGUUCCAAGCCCUGCGUCUGACGAUGCUGCAGCGCCUGGAGCAGCUGGUGGAGGCCAAGUAACUGGCCAACACCUGCCUCUUCCAAAGUCCCCAGCAGUGGCAGGUGCACACUGAGCCCUGGUGGCUGGCCCCGGCUGGUCACAUUGACUGAUGGCCACUGCCUGAGGAAUGGAGCGCCUGUGCGUCUACCUGUCUGAAGCCUGAGCACCAUGAUUCCCACAGCCAGCUCUUGGCUCCAAGAUGAGCACCCACAGGAAGCCGACCGAGGCCUGUGGGGCUAGGAACUUGCUGGGUCAGAUCUGUGUGGCCAGCCCUGUCCACACCAUGCCUUUCCUGCACUGGAGAGCAGUGCUUGCCCAGCCCCUGCGGCUUUAGCUUCAUCCGCUUGCUCAGUGCCUGUCCCGGAGACCCUGUGGAUCCACAAGCCCCUGUCCUCUUCCUUCAUGUGAGAUUCUUGUCUGCCCUCAUAUCAUGCUGCCCCGCAGGAACACUGUUGGGAAAAGCAGGGCCUGCCAGCAGGUAUGAGAUCUAGCCUGCUUUCAGCCGUCACCUCACCACAGCGUCCCCGGCUUCUAAGCCUCCAAUGUCACCCUGUGAGUCUGGCACAGCUCAGCCCCAGCACAGAGGUAAGACCAGGAAUAAGGCCACAAGUAUCUCACUUUCUCUGCAGAAAUCAGUCUUUACUUCAUCAGAGAGACCUAAAGGGAUUCUUAGAAGGAACUUGCUGCAAGAAACACGGCCAUUCAGUCACAUUGACGAGGGUCCACAUGGCAUUGAGAGGUUGCUGCCCUGUGUGGAUGAGAGUCCACGGCUGCCCAGCAGCAGCUCCGGAAGGCAGUGUUCAGCCCCAUCACCACUGUCCAGUGGGUGCCUGUGUACCUCUUGCCUUUUCUGGGCUUGUGUUUCUCUCUUCUAGUGGGUGGGGAUGACUUUCAAUACUUCCCCGGAAGGAAGAAUGAUAAGGAGAAAUGUCUGUUUUGAGGAAAGGGCUUUGAAUUCCCUAGGGCCAGAUACUGAACAAUUUGUGUUUGUGACUGAUGGAGAAUUUCAGGAAUGAAUGAGACAGCCUUUGCGAAACUAUGCAACAGUUUACAUCAGUCAUGUGAAGUAUUUGUCUAAAACAGAGCAAACUGAAGACCAAAUUAGUCUCCUGUUGAGGUCCAUGGAUGGCAGAUUUAAAGGGAAGAACCACAAAGGCUUGCAAAGAUAGGAGAAGCUCCAUCUCUAAAGCAUGUAGAAGCUCCUUACAGGUGCCCAUCAAGAGCAGAGCUUGGAAGCCACCAUGCUGUGCGGAACUGUUUGUCAGGGCAAAUGUCACAGCAGGAUUUCCCCAACCCAGCUCCAUCAUCACAGACACAGCUGCAGGGGAGGCCUGUUCACUGUUUUGGCGACUCUGCUCCUUUGGCAGCAUAGGUCCUUAGGUGCUCAAUAAAGGCGUGCUGUAUUGAACUGAAGAAGUGAGAA
Messenger RNA from Cercocebus atys (sooty mangabey), 3672 nucleotides. It is a transcript of the gene RASSF4, whose product is annotated as Ras association (RalGDS/AF-6) domain family member 4. The transcript has 10 exons. NCBI's taxonomy places the organism in Eukaryota, Metazoa, Chordata, Mammalia, Primates, Cercopithecidae. The record is from RefSeq and is a predicted model, not a curated record. Gene Ontology annotation, biological process: signal transduction. Bases 1322 to 2269 code for a protein of 315 amino acids.